GCUCAUCUCUAGCUUCAGCCUCCUCUUCAAAACCCAUAGAACUGGCAAAAUAAAAAAAAACGAAUCAAGCGCUGAUUUUACCGAAUCUCUUUACUGAAUCAGCAUAUUAUCAUAGUCCAUAUAGUCCGGCGUUCGAACGGAUCACCAUGUCGCACACCAUCCUAUUGGUACAGCCGGGUGCUCGUCCGGAGACCCGCACUUACUGUGACUACGAGAGCGUCAACGAGUGCAUGGAGGGCGUGUGCAAGAUCUACGAGGAGCACCUGAAGCGCCGCAAUCCAAACACUCCGACCAUUACGUAUGACAUUAGCCAGCUAUUCGAUUUCAUCGACACAAUGGUGGACAUUAGCUGCAUGGUUUACCAGAAGAGCACCAAUACCUAUGCGCCCUACAAUAAGGAUUGGAUCAAGGAGAAGAUCUAUGUGCUGCUCCGUCAGGCGGCAUUUAGUUCCAAUACCUAAAGGGACGGCGAUGCGACAAGAUACAUACAUAUAAAACCAAAUAACACGAUGAUGCAUGCAUCAAUGCGUGCAACACUAACGACAACAACACGUUGAUGUAUGCAACAAUGCGUGCAAUAGCAACUACAACAACAACAACAAUACGAGGAUACAUGCAACAGCGCUUGGAACAGCAUCCGCAACGGCCACAACACCAUAACACCAAUAACACCAACAAGAUGAGGAAGAAGAAGAAGAUGAUGAUGGAGUGGUGGGGCAUCGAUUCCAUUGGAGACUUGCUGCUACCGACUAGAUCGCCAAAUGACAGCAACUUUUUUUUGCAACAUAACGCAAUGCAAAAAAGGAAAAGGAACACAAAGAGAACGAUAAACUGUAUAACUUAGAAAUGGAAAACUUACUUUAAACGUACUAAUAUAUAUAUAUAUAUAUAAAUAUAUAUAUAGGCGUAUAUAUAUAUAUAUACUGUAUAUACACCCAACUGACAACUGUGUGUGUUUUUGUGUGUUUCAAUGUUUUUUUGUGCGGCAGCCACAGGUGACGGUUGUUCUUAUCGAUAGCGAACUGUAUGUUUGUUUGUUUGUAAAACCGAAUGGCAAAUUUGCAAGUGUGCAUUUUUUUUUUGUAUGUUUUGCCGUGUGUGCUAGCUUAAGUCUUUGCAAUCUAUCGAAUAAUAAACUAACACAUCAGGACACACUGAGCAUAUAUAAACAUAUUUGUAAACUACUGAUUCCCCCCCCCCCCCUUUAUCAUUUGAACUUAGUUAAACAACAACUUUUAGCCCGCUGAUUUUGCACACCGAUGGGCUUUGUGGCGUUUUAACGGCUUGUUUUAAGCAAAACAGAACCUUUGGUCGCAGAUGCGAAAUGACCUUGAGAUGCUGGUUGUUGUGUGUGUGGUGAGGGGGGAGGGGUAGGGGUUUG
This is a messenger RNA of Drosophila melanogaster (fruit fly), 1381 nucleotides long. RefSeq names its product enhancer of rudimentary (gene e(r)). Lineage: Eukaryota; Metazoa; Arthropoda; Insecta; Diptera; Drosophilidae. The record is from RefSeq and is marked reviewed. The coding region runs from base 147 to 461 and encodes 104 amino acids. The transcript is spliced from 2 exons.